Anolis sagrei ordinatus is the source of this 2881-nucleotide messenger RNA. NCBI's taxonomy places the organism in Eukaryota, Metazoa, Chordata, Lepidosauria, Squamata, Anolidae. The record is from RefSeq and is a predicted model, not a curated record.
GCCUUUUUAAUCCCGGCAGUCUGUCCUCGGUGGCCGGCGAGAGGGAAGAAAAGGCCCUUCAGAGCCCAGUGAGCCUGGUCCAGCCAGGUCUCCCCGCUUGCACAGCAUGAGUUGGCCAGGUGAGGAGUGGAAGGUGGGCUUGCCAGCCCAGGCACUGAAGGCCAUUGCCGAAGUGGAGCAGAGACUGGAGCGCCUGCAGAAGGAGCGCCAGCAGAAGCAGGUGCAACUGGACACAUUGGAGGCAGUGAUGCACAAGCAGCGGCAGAAGCACGAGGAGGAAAGGGCCUCUUGGGCGCUCCUCUCGCAGCAGAACCGCAGCCUGUCGGAGGCGUGUGAGCAGACGGAGCGUGCCUGCCAGCGCUUGGCACAGGAGCUGCAAGCCAAAGAAGCCCAACUGAGCUGCCUGGAGGCCCAGCAGGCGCAAGCCGCACGCCGGCAAGCAGAACUGGAGGAAGAGUUGCGCGGGUGCCAGGUAGAACUGGAAAAGCUCCAAUCCUGCUCCCACUUGGUGAUGCUGCCUCCCCGCUGGGGUUCUCCGACACCGUGGGCCAAAGGUGGAGCUGAGGCCAAAGCAGAGCUGGGCAAGGGCCUUGGGUCUGGAACAGAGAAGGCUCAGGCCAGCAGUGCUCCACUUGGGCAAGAGGACAUUUCGAGCAUUACCGAAAACGGCAAGGAAGUCCAGUCUGUGGAACAAGAACCUACAUCUGCAGGAGAGAAGCUGACGACAAGUAACCAAGAGUUGAGGUUGGCUCUCACCCAAGCAGAGACCCGUUUGAAGGAGAAGGAAAAGGAGUUAUGGGCCUUGCAAGGGCAGCUGGAGCUGACCAAGGCAGAGCUGGCCCAGUCGAAGAAGCAACAUGGCAAGCAGGCAGAGGCCGGUACAUUGGGAUGUCGAGGAAGACGGAUGUCGGAGGAUGUGGGGCACCAACGGCGAAGCAGGGAACAGCAGAAAGGCCUUAUUGGGAGAGAGGUGGCCCCUUCCAGUGGCAGCCGCUGCCGAAGCACCAGCUUCUCCCGCUCGGAGCAGCCAACGGACAAAGGAGGGACGCCCUUAAAACACAAAGGAUCUUUACUGGGGGGCCCCCACGGCCAAAGCACUCCAAAGGGCCAGGAGGAAGUGCAGAACCUCAAAGCGGAGGUCUUGGUCCUCCGCCGGCGCCUGGAUGCCUCCGAGAGCCAACGCAAGACCCUCCUCGAGACCUGCUGGCAGCAAGAGAAGACCCGAAGUUGGGCUCCGGAGAGGCAGGCACCGUUGUUGGGGCUGAGAGCUCUUUCUUGGCAAAAGAAAAAGGAGGACCAAGACGACCAGGUCUUGGAUGGAAAGCAGGUUGCAGAGAAGAGGGAAGGCGAAACGCUUCAGUCGGAGGAGGACUCUGCAAAGCUAGAUGUUCCAAAGGAAGUCCAAGCGGAGGUGGAAGCAAAUGCUCCGGGGAAGAUGCCACCCUUUGCUGAAGAAGAGGACCUCUCCAAGGAGGGAAACAUGGAAGCCUUGCGGGAGGAACUCCGGGCCUUGGCUGCUGGGAAAGCCGAAGCAGAAGCCCAAGCCAGCCUGGUCCAGCAGAAGCUCCAAAGUCUGCAGACCACGCUGGGGAGGCAGACAGAGCGGUUGGCGCAAGCCAUGGAAACCCAAACCCACCAUGUUGAGGAGCUCCUGGCCGAUGCGGAAGAGAAGGACCGCCUCAUAAUAGGUCUCCGCAAAGAGCUGGAAGAUACCAAGAAGGCCUUGGAUGCGGCCAACGCGGAGGGACAAAGGCUACGGGUGUUGAUGGAGCACAGCGAGGAGGAACCCCAUCGAGAUAACUCCAAGCAAGGUGUGGAAGCGGGUACGGGAGAGGUACCCACUCUGACACAAGACGCCAAAGCGGGAGAAAAUCCUCAAGAUGCAGAACUCACACAACUGGAGGCUUCUCUCGCUCAACUUGUGCAGGAAAACCAGACCCUGCAGGACGAACUCGCCCACUGGAAGGCAAGGAGCGUGGAAAGAGGAGAUGGUGGCAGAUCAUUUGUUUCAGGAAAGGAUGGAGAGGCUGCUGAUAGUGAGGAAAGGAAGGGUCCGGUUCUGGAGGCAUCCCAGGUGAGACGGAGGGAUGCCCAGACCCAGACCGAGGGGCCCGAGGCCAGCCAGUGGAGGCGGGAGCGGGUCUCCGUGGCCUUCGAUGACACCCAGUACGAACCCUAUGGGCUUCCUGAAGUAGUCAUGAAGGGAUUUGCUGACAUCCCAUCCGGUCCUUCCUGCCCGUAUGUCCUCCGCCGGGGCAUUUUGGGAAGCGCCCCUGUGGCUCGGAUGGCCCCGAGAGCAGAGCCCGAAGAGGAUUCCCUGGAAGCGGAUGAAGGGACGGGCGUCUGAGAAUACAGUGGUGAGAGAGAGAGAGUUCUUGGUCAGCCGCUCCUCAUUUCCCCUGCAAUGGCACUGGCUCUGUGCUGCACCGUGGCAGGACCUGGGAUGUUCCCGUUUGUGCCGAUGUGUUUUGCACCAACCAACCGCUGGAAAGACAAGCUUCUUAUAUCACAACACGCACCUUGGUUGGAAGCCCGGCUGCUCUAGAUCUGGAGCUGAAGCUGCAUCGAAGCUCUCCUUUCCUUCUCUGCAAGGAUCUGUAGGAGAAUAUGCCACCGGACAACAUUCACUCUUGCUUCUCCAAUUCCCAGCUGAGUAGAGCAUCUGGGAAGCAUGAGUCGGAGAGAUGAAGGAUGCCACCCCUUGCCCACCAUUGGAGGACCACAUCUUUCCAUAGUGACCAUUGCUGUUUGAUAGCCAAUCAGGGAUCUGUAGUUCUGGUAUGCUUUUCUUUCAAAGCCAAUGACUAUGUGGGAUGAACGUACAGCUUGGGGUUGUGGUGCCUCCUCCACACACACACAAUAAACAACAGGACGGAUGCUA